UGAAUAAAUAAAAUAUGAGUGAUAUAUUGAAGAGAUACAUAAUAAGUAGAGAUUUAGGAGUGGGACGCAAUUCCUUGUAAUACUAUAAAUCAAUUUAAGUGUUUGGUUAGCAAAGUCAAGGCUUGAGAAUGAAUAUGUUGCAAUCAAAGAAUUUCCACGGAUUAAAUUAAGUGAACAAUAGAAUCAUCCUGUGGCUUUGUUUUUUAGGAAUGAAAAGUCAUUUUUCGAUCUAAUAAAUUAUAUGAUAGAGAGUGGCAUUACUUCUAGAAGCCAAUUAAAAUAUAUCAGUUUAUCUAAGUAUUUUAAAUACAUUACCCUUAUUAGGGAAAUUUUAUCAGAGUGGGAUGCGACUGAAGUGAGUCACUAUAUAGUUUUAUAGUUAGCUAAAAAUGGUACUUUAUGAAAAAUGAAUUUAAUAGGUAAUUUAUCAGACUUUCUUACCGAAUACCCUCUUCCAGAGAAAUUAGCUUAAGGAUACAUAAUAUAACUGGCUAAGGGUAAAAAAUCAAUAACAAUGUAGCUGUUAAAAUAAUGCAUGGUUUUAAUUGCGCUCAUAUGGACAUAAAACUUGAAAACGUGCUUUUAGACGAAAACUUUCUCCUCAAAUUAACUGACUUUGGUUUAGUAGUAGAUGCCAAUGUUGAUUCAAAUUUAAUUAAUGGAACUUAAUCUUAUAUGCCACCAGAAGUGCAGACUGGCCAGAAAUAUAGUCCAAAAAUGGCUGAUAUCUUUUCACUGGGAUGUGCAUUUCUUUAUCUUAAAACAGGAUUAUGUCUAUUUGGGUCGGUAUUAACUCUACAUAUAUAUAGGAACGCUAUGUAAAUAUGAAUAAUCCGGAUUAUGUGGAACUCCUAACAUAACCCGAAAAAUUUUGGGCUAAUGCGGUGUAGUCAGUUGAGCAAGCCCGCAAAAUAAAAAUAACAAUCGAGCCAAAAUUCAAAAGACUUAUAGAAAAUAUGCUUAAUAUUGUUCCAUCUAAAAGACCAAACAUAGAUUAGGUGCUGAACGACAGUUAUCUGACAGAAUAACCAGAAACUGAGGAGCAAAUACUAGCAGAGAUGAAGAAAUAAUUCAAUACAUAGUAAACUAUUGAUAUAUGAUUUUAGUGGUCUUUAUAGAUUAAAUUUGAUCUCUGCUGCUGGAGAUCAAGUCUAGGCUACUUUAGGAAUCAUGGAAAUAGAAUAAGUAGGAUUGAACGAGUUUAGGUUUAGAAAUAUUCAUAACGAUAAGAAUUUCGAAAGGAAUGUAAAGAAAUAUUUCAUCUAAAGUAUUUCAGAAAGUCAUGAUAUGAUGUUUGAGACUAAUUAAACAUUUGAGGAAGUUAUGAGAUCUAAAAUUAGUAUGGAAGAGCAAUAAGAAAGAAAGGUUACCAAAUAUUUGGUUAAAAAUAUGAGUGAAACUUGUUUACUUGGAGUGAUAUUAGAAUUAAUACUUGAUGCAAUAACCCUAUACAUAAUUGAUGUUAAAGGAGCAACAUAGGAAAAGAAUUAAAUAAAAAAAAGCAUUAGAAAUUAAUUAAAGAAGAGAAUUGAAAAAGUAGAAAAACAAAACAUUUGAUUUGAAUAUUCUAUUUUUAAUUUAUCAAUAA
Messenger RNA from Paramecium octaurelia, 1588 nucleotides. The record is from the annotation of a GenBank genome assembly. Lineage: Eukaryota; Ciliophora; Oligohymenophorea; Peniculida; Parameciidae.